CAGAUCACAAAGGCGUGAGAGGAGAGAUCCAACGCUGAAAACACGCAUUUCCCUUCAUUGCUGUCGUGCAUCUGACAAGGCAGGGCGCAGAUCUGACGCCAGCAGUGCUUGUCCGGCUCCGGGCGCUAUCAUCUCGCCACUGCGCUGGCUGUGUCUAUAUCAUAUCUCCCUGUCUGUCUGCCAUCGUCACAAUGGAGACCAGCGAGCGAUACGACCGAUUCAUCAAGCGGAAUGAGGUCGGUCGGCGAGGACAGCAGAAUGGAAUCUUUGUUUCCAUCUGUGUGUGUGUGUGUGUGUGCAGACGGCGUGUUGUGAGCGGAUGGCCACGGGCAGCACACAGACGACCCGACGGCGGGCGGCCAGCAGCGCAAACGCCGACAGCGCUAACCACCAUCAUGACAGCGACAUGGUCAACACGAUGGGCUCGCCAGCCACUAUCGUGAGCCUGUUCAACACACCUGUGUGUGGCUGUUGUGUCAUGUGCAAUGCAUCGUGCAGGUGCGGACGCGCAGCGAGCCUAUAGAUCUGGACGAUCUGGCGGACUUGGACACCAAGAGCAGCGACUCGGACCAGGAACACGUAGGCCGCAGAGACCUUCAGACGCGCACAGACACAGACACACACAGAUGGAUGGAGGGAUGGGUUGACAGGGCUCGAACGACAAGCGAGUGCGCUCUUUUGGCCGCAAACGGACACGUAUGACACAGACAGCACACUCCGACACUCAUGCACACCCGCCCCUUGUGCAUGGCUCUGUGUGUGUGUGUGUGUCAGCCUUCCGUCUGCGCGGACCACCGCCCUCUGCGUCGCCGGCACACUCACAGAAGAGACGUACGCAUUGCUGCACACACGCAUAUUGAAGUGCAUUCAUUACACACACGUGUGUGGUGGUAUGUGGUGCUGUCUGAGUAAAGGCCCCACCCCGGUCUCCCUCCCCUCCAUCGCGCGAUCGCUCAGCGUCCCGGCGAAAUCCAGAGCGAACAGACGGUCGGUCGGUCAGUCUGCUCUCUGCUGCAAACACACACGUGCUUGUAUCUCUCAUUGGUGUGGGGCUGUUUGGUGCAGUUGGCGUCAGCUGCGAUGGGCUGCUGCUGCUGUGGAGCGGCUCAAGCGCCCCGAGAUACACGUCGUCAACGACCUGGUGAGUGAGUGGCGCACCAUUUAUCUAAUCGAUCUGCACACGCUCGUGUGUGUGUGUGUGUGUGUGUGUGUGUGUUCGUCUACACAGAAUGACUUGGUGGACGAGCACCCAUCCGGGGCGACACAGCAGAGCGACUACCUGCAGCAAGCAGAACCGAGAAUGGUACUCACUCAUGGGCAGCAACACUGCCCCUCCGUGUGCAUAAGAGCUGUGUGAGAAUCUCCUUCCAUGCAUCCAGAGCACCUUCCAAGAGGCCCUGCACCACCAUCGGCUGCAGCAGAGGCUGUUUGACGCCGUAAGCGCAUCACAUCAGUGACACAAACGUGCCCAUCUCGUCUGGGUGCAUGGGCGGUGUUUGGUGUGCAUACCCACACGCAGGCCAGCAAGGGCCACGUCGGGGAGUGGCAGCAGAUCUACAAAAACGACCCCUCAAGGAAGGUCUUCGACGUAAGUGGGCGAGGCCUGCACGAGUGCAUAAUCCAUCCGUCAACGCAUCCAUUCCUCGUUGUCGCAGGGCACUAGUCGGUCGUCGACGAUCAACGCCCACAACCAGUUCGGCUACACACAGCUGCACGUGGCCGCACAGGUGAGCACACACAGCUCUCCCGCCUCUGCUAGUCCAUUGCAUUGCGUGUGUGUGUGUGCAGAAUGGUGAUGUGGCCAUGUGCACCUGUCUGCUGGAGCAUGGAGCCGACGCGUCCAUCCUCUCAAAGAACGUACGCACACACCUGCAGACACGUGUGUGUGGGAUUGUGUCUGCUGCACUGCGUUCCUGCAGUCAUCUGAGUAUCCUCUGGAGACAGCUGCCAAGGUGAGAGAGAGAGAGAGAGAGAGAGAGAGUCAUGUACUCGUACACGAUUGUGUGUGUGUGUGUGUGUGUGUGUGUGCAGUGGGGCCAUGCUGAUGUGGUGUCUCUGCUGCUGCAGCAAGCACCGGCCAGCACCACCACAAACAGCAAUAACACGGCCCUCCUUCGGUACAAAACUACGAGCGCAGGUCAACACCUGGGUGUUGCUGUGUGACGUGUGUGUGGUGUGGUGUGCAGGCGGGCUCUCCACUUGGCCUCCAACGAUAGAGUCCGGUCUGUGCUGCACAAUCACGCCGGUACGAAGAGAACGGACCCACAGCAGCCGAAGGUCCUUGAAGGCACAUUUGGGUGUCUGUCUGGCUGUCUGUCUGGCUGUCUGUCUGUGUGUCUGUCAGAGUCGCGGGGCAUCAAGAGCAAGGUGCUGGUGAAGAGGCCCCAAUGCUGCUGUGUACAAUAGACACACACACACAUGGGGAGCAGGGGUGCAGCUGUGGGCGGCAUGGCCGGCCGGCUGUCGGCUGUCUGUACAGCUUGGCUGGCGCGCUUUGGUGUGACAUCCAUUGGCCGUCGUUGGUAUCCACCACGUGUGUGUGUGUGUGUGUGUGUUGAGAUGGAGAGAUAGACGUAUCUGUGUGAUUUAUCUUGUGUGGGCAUGUGAGGCCCUUCCUAUUACUUCGGCGUCUGGCGAUGUGUGAACAGACGAAUGGGUUAUGUGUGUGUGUUGGGUGUUGGUGAAUUAUGUGUGUGAUAA
Vitrella brassicaformis is the source of this 2700-nucleotide messenger RNA. The record is from the annotation of a GenBank genome assembly. Lineage: Eukaryota; Vitrellaceae.